This is a messenger RNA of Auxenochlorella protothecoides, 369 nucleotides long. RefSeq lists its product as hypothetical. The coding region runs from base 1 to 369 and encodes 122 amino acids. The record is from RefSeq and is a predicted model, not a curated record. The transcript is spliced from 2 exons. Lineage: Eukaryota; Viridiplantae; Chlorophyta; Trebouxiophyceae; Chlorellales; Chlorellaceae.
AUGGAGGGCCUGCUGGGCGAGGGCGGCGCGCGCGUGGAGGCGCCCAGCCUGGUCACCAGCUCGCCUGUGCUGGGCGACGCGCCCGGCUUCGGGCCCCUGGACGCCGGGCCGGGGCCCACCAUCACCGAGGUGGGGCCGGAGCCGCUGGGCGAGCUGCCGGGCCUGGACGGCUUCUCCCUGGACGACUUGGAGUUUGACCACCUCGCCGACGUCGACAGGUCGCUCUUGAAUGGUGGACCCGGGGCAACCCAGUUCGGAGACCCCUACUGGAAUCUGCCGAGUGCUGCAGAGGUCUCCUCCCCUUCCUUCAACAUGCCCGACUUUGGCGACCUAGGACCCAUCAUCAGCGAACCGGCCGACAACUCCUGA